Molecule: messenger RNA, 978 nt
Organism: Cyphellophora attinorum
Lineage: Eukaryota; Fungi; Ascomycota; Eurotiomycetes; Chaetothyriales; Cyphellophoraceae
Exons: 1
Coding region: 1-978 (325 amino acids)
Source: RefSeq, a predicted model, not a curated record
AUGGAUCUAAGCACCGAUCAGAGACGAGGGCCUGGAAGGAAGCUACUCCAUCAAACUCUGACGAAGCUGAGGACGCUUCCACUUGCGGAGGCACGGGCUCUGCUUGAUGUAAUCAGGAGCGACACUCAGGGUCUGGCGGCUCUCGACGAGUGGUCUCAGGGCGAUAGUGGAGCUAGUUCUGGCCCUCCACAAAGCCUCGAUACUGUGAUGGAAACCGAGCAGCUAGAGACUGCUUCGUCGUCGGCGACACCCGAAGCUUCCACGAGCCACGGCUCAAGCGGGGCUUCCAGCAAUGCUGCAGUCGAGAUGUCUCACGUGGACGGCACACAGCUUGAGAAGCUCGGUACUCGCCAUCAGCGCUUGAUCUUGCCUGAUUCGCCAUUAGAAAAGAGUCCCAAUUUCCACCGUCUGUCACAGGUCAUGCUCAGUUUCCGCGAGGCAGCGGCUUCUAAAAUCAUCAGUGAUGGGAGCGCAAAUGAAAUCCUUAGCAUGUCUGGACUACGAGUUGACCUCCUGUACCGGAAACGACUAGCCAACGACGGCCAUCCGGUCUCGACAUGGGCAUGCGAGUUUGCCCGCGCCUCGAAAGUCGUAGCCCCAGUCUCGCAACUCACGGUCGUAUACUUUGCAGGGGCGUUCAUGAGAUGGCUAAUCAUACCUUGCAAAGAAACCUAUGACCUCUUACCUCCCUUAAUGCGACCUAUGGUGCAAAAGUCUAUGACCUACAAUCCUUUCGAGGUUGAAAGCUACAACACUCGUGCUUGGGAGUGGAUCGAUAAUCUCACCUUGAACAAGACACGGUUGCAGUGGCCAUAUACUGCUCUGGCAUGUCUCGAUGAAAUGUUCGAUCCGAGUCUUGCUCUGCUUGAGCCACGAAAGAGUUUCUCAGUACUAUUCACGGAUCAUUGCAAUGACAUGAAGAAUUGGACGAUGAGCGGAGAGCAGCCGAGACGCGACUCCUUCCAGAUGACUACUUAG